ACAGCGCUUUAGUGCGAUCUUGCGUAGCUAAUAGAACACGGCUUGUGCUAGCACAAGAACAAAAGAAACUACAGCCACAAGCACAGUUGCCUCUGCAGAAGACGCCGCAUUGGAUACCCUCACAGACGCCACAGACAUCAAACAGACUGUGCAAACCAUAAUGGCCGAGCCAAUGGCUGAAUUGAAACAGGAGGAGCAGCAACAGCAACAGGAGCUGGAGUUGGAGGUGGAGCAGCAGCUGGCCGAAGCUCAAGAUGCCGACACAAUGGCGCAUAAUGAGGAAACGGAAAUGCCGCUGCCAGACAGCGACAGUCAUAAUGCGUCGCAGCCCGAGUCCUUGGUGGCCAUUGAAAACUUUGGCGACGCAUUGGACGACGAGUUGGCCGCGCCACAAUCAGCGCAGCAGUACAGGGAGCGCGAGGAGCUGGAGUCCUCAGACGACGAAGAUGAGCAUGCGACGCCCGUUGAGAUGAGCGACACCUUUAACGAUGAAUGGGCGACACUGGAUGAGGAUGCCGCAACUUUUGCAGCUGCAGAUCCCGACAACGAUUUAAAUAAUCACAUUGACAUCUACGAGAACCUUGCGCCCGUGGAUCUCUCCAAUGAUAUUGCCGUUAACGAUAUAGCUGCCGCCAAUCCCAACUAUCCGUAUAAUCCAGAUGCCGAGCUAAUUGACUUGCCCGCAGCUGGCCGAGCGAUGCCCAAGUUUGAGAAAUUAUCUUUGUUGCCGCCAACGCCGACGACGCUGAUGAAGUAAACGCCGCAGCACAGCUAGCUUAGUUGCCUAAUCUUAAGUGUUUUAGAACUGUAAGCAUUCAUUUUCAUUGCUCGAAUAUAAUUCAAAACAUGCCCUAAGUGCAUCGAAAUACCUUAAGAGAGUUGAAAGAGCGCCCAUUAAAUUAUUAUCAAUAUCUGCAGUAAGUACGAGUAUUAAAUGCAUCCCAUACAUGCAUGCUAAUAUAUUUAUUGAUUCAAAAUAUAUAUCAAAACAGCAAAAACAUAC
Drosophila hydei is the source of this 1003-nucleotide messenger RNA. RefSeq lists its product as uncharacterized. The record is from RefSeq and is a predicted model, not a curated record. The transcript has 2 exons. NCBI's taxonomy places the organism in Eukaryota, Metazoa, Arthropoda, Insecta, Diptera, Drosophilidae. Bases 161 to 757 code for a protein of 198 amino acids.